UAUUUCUAUCUUCGGACUUAUCCCUUCAUCCCUGAUCUCCUUCAUCCCCUCCAAUCCUCAUCUGUUCCCCACAGGAGGACAGGAGAGAGAAAGAGAGAGUUUUCACAGGUUGCCUGCAACCAGUCUGUGGGUGAAAGCGUAAGAGGAAAGAGAGAAAGAGAAGGAUAGGAGGGCUGACUUGAGGAUUGUGGGACAUAAAAAGCUGCUCCAAAGGACUACUGAGGCAGAAAAGCCAAAGAAAAAGAAGAAGGACCACAUUUUGUGUGGAAAGGUGAGUGAUUUUGGGCCACUUUGGUAGCAAAUUCUUCUGGGCACAUACGUGGAACUACACGGAACUACAUUGACUCCUCUGAUGAUUACGAACAUGGACCCAUAUCAUCAUGGACACUAUCUCUGUAUUCUCAUCCAUGAUAAGAUUUCACAGUUGAAAGAUUGGAACUUCAUCUGAUUUGCAGUACGGGCCAAUGGAUUGAUUAUGAGCGAAAUAAACGACUCAAGGGUUGGUCAAUGACAAGAAGUAGUAAAUGGAGUUCUCAGCGGUGCUCAUUUCCAUCUGAUAAUGAAUUCUAAUGGCAUGCAUGCAACAAGUGUGCCGUAGUCCAAGGAAAACUUGUUGACUGCUGUCUUUGCAAGUGAGAAAGAGAGAGAGGGAGAGAGAGAGAGAGAGAGAACUGGUAGGAUGGGUGAAAGAGAGAGAGAGAGGCAGAGAGAAUAGGUUUUUUAUGGCGGUCACCAGUAGGUAAUGACAGUGACGUCAUUGAGUGCUUUUCUUCUCAGAAUCCGUUUAAUUUAUUGGGUAACAACAGCAACGGCAUUAUCAGCAUUAUCAUGAAGGUUGCAAAACCUCCCUGAUUGAUUCUAGAGAUCCAGUAAAAGAGGAACAACAUAAAAAAAUCACGAGUGAAAGCAGCAAACUUCAGAACUUGUGCAUAACUUUAUAUCACAUUUUUGCAGGUGGCAAUGUCUUACAGAUAUUGAUUUUAUGCAUUGAAGUCUUCUUUAAUUCUGCAGACGUGCUAAUAUAAUGGUGCACGUCUAGAGUACUUCUAUCUAGACAAACACCACUCUUUCUCUCUUCUCCCCUCUCUCGCUCCCCCUUUCUGAUCCAGUGGUAAAGGACAGUCAGUAAUCGGAUGACAGGAGAUUUGACUGGAAAAGCCUACCUUAAGAUCCUCUGCUGGGGCUUUAAAGCUCUCUUCCCACUGGGCACAGACGUAAUUUCGUCUAGUUUUGAUUUACAUUUGAUUGAGUUGUCAACUAAUGUGAAUUCAACAUGAAAUCAACUAGAACAGUGUCAUUGGAUUUAGGUUAAAAAUUGGGUGAAAAAAAGUAAAGAAAAUCAGAAAUUCCUUUACAUUGAUGACUUUUUCCAUGUUGAUUCAACGUCAUCGCAUUGAUUUUUUGUCGUUGAAAUGACAUGGAAACAACGUUGAUUCAACCAGUUUGUGCUCAGUAAGUUGUGCCCACCCCUCCUCGCCCUCUGUCUCCCUGGCUCUCAUCAUGGGUCAAACAACCUACUGAACAGAGUAGCCUAUGCUUUGUUCAACGCGUGAACAAUUGUUUCUGUGAAAGUAAUACCCUUUGUUAAUACUGUAUUUGCAGGGAUGUGUGCUGUAGUAGUUGGAUUAGUUUUUUUUCGAGAUUUGUUGUUAACCUUUAAACGGUUUAGAAAGUGGUGUGUGUUGGUAAUUGGCCUCCAAUUAUGAAAACGUCAGCAUCCAAUUAAAGAGUAUUAGGGUCAUAAAGUAAUUACCUCUUAGUCAUGAAAUAUUCUCUCUUAAAAGGCAUUGAAAGUCAGAGUGAAGGGUGAGAAAAUAAGGUUAAUGGUCAAUUGUGUCUUAAACUUGUUUUAAUUCUAACACAAAAGAAGAAGAAUUUAAGUAAUGAAUAGGAAAAUAAAAGUAAAAAAGUAAAGUUGUAAAGUUGUGAUAAAUGAGGCAAUCUAAGUAAAAAUGGCAAGUACUCUCGAAAGACAGACAACACUUCCAUAAUGAACUAUAAAAAAACAAAAUGGCUGUCUAUGUUACAGAUAAAAUGGCCAGUAAUUUGCCUUAUUCUUCAGAUAGGUGAAGGUAGAGCUUGGAUAUGUCACUAAUUCUGCAUAUUAGACUUCUAGCACAGAGGAUGUGGGAUUAUACCUCAUACCAUACUCAAGAAGGCCAAUCUAGGCUCUUGCACCAGACUAGAUGACGAAGCACCUGAGUGGUUUCGUUUAGGGAGACAGGGGCCCUGGGGGGGUUACUGGAGCAAUGAGUCCAGUUAUGUUCUCCUCAAACAGGUGGCCACUGUUUAUACAGUGGGGAGAACAAGUAUUUGAUACACUGCCAAUUUUGCAGGUUUUCCUACUUACAAAGCAUGUAGAGGUCUGUACUUUUUAUCAUAGGUACACUUCAACUGUGAGAGACGGAAUCUAAAACAAAAAUCCAGAAAAUCACAUUGUAUGAUUUUUAAGUAAUUAAUUUGCAUUUUAUUGCAUGACAUAAGUAUUUGAUACAUCAGAAAAGCAGAACUUAAUAUUUGGUACAGAAACCUUUGUUUGCAAUUACAGAGAUCAUAAGUUUCCUGUAGGUCUUGACCAGGUUUGCACACACUGCAUACAGACCUUCUCCAGAUCCUUCAGGUUUCGGGGCUGUCGCUGGGCAAUACGGACUUUCAGCUCCCUCCAAAGAUUUUCUAUUGGGUUCAGGUCUGGAGACUGGCUAGGCCACUCCAGGACCUUGAGAUGCUUCUUACGGAGCCACUCCUUAGUUGCCCUGGCUGUGUGUUUCGGGUCGUUGUCAUGCUGGAAGACCCAGCCACGACCCAUCUUCAAUGCUCUUACUGAGGGAAGGAGGUUGUUGGCCAAGAUCUCGCAAUACAUGGCCCCAUCCAUCCUCCCCGCAAUACGGUGCAGUCGUCCUGUCCCCUUUGCAGAAAAGAAUCCCCAAAGAAUGACCUUCUCCCAUUCCUCCUCUGGAUCAUCCAGAUGGUCAUUGGCAAACUUCAGACGGGCCUGGACAUGCGCUGGCUUGAGCAGGGGGACCUUGCGUGCGCUGCAGGAUUUUAAUCCAUGACGGCGUAGUGUGUUACUAAUGGUUUUCUUUGAGACUGUGGUCCCAGCUCUCUUCAGGUCAUUGACCAGGUCCUGCCGUGUAGUUCUGGGCUGAUCCCUCACUUUCCUCAUGAUCAUUGAUGCCCCACGAGGUGAGAUCUUGCAUGGAGCCCCAGACCGAGGGUGAUUGACUUUCAUCUUGAACUUCUUCCAUUUUCUAAUAAUUGCGCCAACAGUUGUUGCCUUCUCACCAAGCUGCUUGCAUAUUGUCCUGUAGCCCAUCCCAGCCUUGUGCAGGUCUACAAUUUUAUCCCUGAUGUCCUUACACAGCUCUCUGGUCUUGGCCAUUGUGGAGAGGUUGGAGUCUGUUUGAUUGAGUGUGUGGACAGGUGUCUUUUAUACAGGUAACGAGUUCAAACAGGUGCAGUUAAUACAGGUAAUGAGUGGAGAACAGGAGGGCUUCUUAAAGAAAAACUAACAGGUCUGUGAGAGACGGAAUUCUUACUGGUAGGUAGGUGAUCAAAUACUUAUGUCAUGCAAUAAAAUGCAAAUGUAUUACUUAAAAAUCAUACAAUGUGAUUUUCUGGAUUUUUGUUUUAGAUUCCGUCUCUCACAGUUGAAGUGUACCUAUGAUUAAAAUUACAGACCUCUACAUGCUUUGUAAGUAGGAAAACCUGCAAAAUCGGCAGUGUAUCAAAUACUUGUUCUCCCCACUGUAUCUACUGCACAUAUUUGAGAACAUGAAUUCUUAGUUCUAUUUAAGGUCUUCAUUAUAUUAUUGAGUUCUACAUUAUAUACAUUUUACAAUGAGGACAGCAUUUUUGCCAAGCCUUGAUCUGUAUAAAUAUGUAUGCAAUCAAAUAAGUUCUAAACAGAAAACAUUAUUUCAUUUUCUCUUUCUCCCUUUCUUCUAGUCUGCUAGUUUUUUUCUCCAGCGGUAACAGCCCCUAUCAACCGUUGCCAUGGGUGAAAUGGACACGUUGAAAAAGGAGGCUGAUGGUCUCAAGGCACAGAUUGAAGUGAGUCUUGCUAUCACAGCAUGGCAAUCUGUAGGUACUGUACAUUAAUGAUUGUGCAUUAUUGGUGCUAUGAUUCCUAGUUAUUUAUCCGAUGAUGAGAUAUUUUUUGACUGGGGGUGAUAUUCAAUAUCACCCCCAGUCAAAAAAGAUCUCAUCAUCGGAUAAAUAACUAGGAAUCAUAGCACCAAUAAUGCACAAUCAUUAAUGUACAGUACCUACAGAGUUGGUAACGUAUAGCAUACAUUUCGUUUCCUCCACAUACCAAAACUGACAUUGAGCUAAAGUUAUACUAAGACAUUGUAAGCAGUGUCUGGUUCCUGAAAAAUGAAAAUACAACAGAAGUAUGGAGAACAUUCCAAACAAUUUAUGCUUAUUUUUCUACAAAUAUUUGACUCUUCACUUAACUUAUUCCUCUCCUACCUGUAAAUCCCCUUCCCACCACUAGGCAGCCCGCAAGGCGGUCAAUGACACCACCAUGGCCGCUGUAGCAUCUGGUGUGGCGGCUGCACCCCGUGUCCAGCUGAAGAACAGAAAGACGCUGAAGGGCCACUUGGCCAAAAUCUACGGCUUGCACUGGUCCGCUGAUAACAGGUGAGAAGGCGUUCUUGUCCAGAUAGCUGAGAAUGGGAAUAGCGUCAGGGACAGCCCAGCUCACCAUAGACACCCCGUCACUACCACUAGCCAGUGUGAUAUAGGGACUAAUGAACAACAUAGAGAAGGUCUACCUUGAGUAAGAUAGAGAAGGUUGAUACAAGGGGUUGUCUGAUGCGCCACUCAAACCAAAUGGACUCUGACAUCGAAAAGUCCCAUUGUGUAAUGUGUCCACAAUGACAUGCAGGUGUUAUGGGGUUCAAUGAAAAGGCUUUUGAAAGGCCUUCAUUGUUUCAAAUGUUGCAUUGUAGCAAGUAUUAAGCCAGAUUCAUACUGGACCUCGUGCCUAAACCCUGUUCACACAGAAUUUGAUACACUGACUGACCACUUGUUUAACUUUAUUUUUCUCUCCAACAGGCACAUGGUGAGUGCCUCACAGGAUGGCAAGCUUCUUAUUUGGGACACCUACACUGGCAAUAAGGUAAGGAGGGAUCACUAAUCAGUCAUCAUCUUCACAUCUCUAACUGUUUUCAUAAUAAUGCAUAGGAUUUAUAUGGAGAGUUUUCCACUUGGUUUGCAAAUGCAUGGAGUAAAUCCCUCCUUCAACCACCGAUGUGUAGAAGCAGUAACCACUUUUCUUUCAGAUUGUCUUGACUUUGACUACACACUACACACUCUAGGAAUGUAUUUAUAUGAUAAAAGUCAGCUAGUUUGGUAUCUUAAGUCUUCUAACCUUGAGACAAAGCGAACUAGAAAGUGAGUGGUUAAGCAUUCUUGUCCCUGCCCUCCAGGUUUAUGCCAUCCCCCUCAAGUCCUCCUGGGUAAUGAGUUGCUCCAUGGCCCCUUCUGGCAAUCUGGUGGCCAGCGGAGGCCUGGAUAACAUGUGCACCGUCGUCAACAUCAAGGCUGCCAGCCCAAAGACCCUCAGGGAGCUGGAUGCACAUGAAGGUAGGUUUCAUAGUACACUGUCUGCUUCACCCAAGUUAUCAUCAACUCCGAUACCAACUGGGUUACGGUCAACUCCGUGACCAACUGGGUUAUGGUCAACUCGUGACCAACUGGGUUAUGGUCAACUCUGUGACCAACUACAAGAGAAUUCAUUACAAUCGUGUUCAUAAAUUGGAUGAGCUACAAAUAUGUAGGAAAUAAGAAGAACAAACGAUAACAUCUCUAUCUUUCUCCUUCCAUCUCAGGCUACCUUUCUCAUAGCCGCUUCCUGAGCGACACUGAGCUCCUCACUGCAUCCGGUGACACCACUUGUUGCCUGUGGGAUCUGGAGACUGGAAAGCAGAAGGUGAUCUACAAGAGCCACGUGGGUGACUGUAUGUGCCUGGCCGUGUCUCCAGACCAGAACACUUUCAUCUCAGGGGCCUGUGACUCCACCGCCAAGCUGUGGGACAUAAGAGAUGGUGGCUGCAAGCAGACCUUCAUCGGCCACACAAGUGACAUUAACGCCAUUGCGGUGAGCACAUAAGACACAGCCCUGAGUUUUUCCUGGUCAGAAUGACUCUGAAUUAUCUAUAUAUAUUGUAGUGACCUUAACCCAACAACUAGCGACCUUGUCAAGGUGUUGGGUUGCAGUCACAAGAUUCUGGGUUCAAACUCCGGUUGAGACUACCCCCUGACUUCAAUAUAAGCCAAGCAGGAGCAGAGUGCGAUCCAAAAUCUAAACAUAAUUUAGCUACACAACACCAAAUCUGUACUCUGCUAACUCAGUCAACUCACCGGGCAAACUAACCUUCAAGCUCAAUAAACAAAACAAAACAAAACAAAACAUACUGAAAUGGCCUUCUCCUCUUUUCUUCAUACCCCAGUUCUACCCUAGUGGCACUGCAGUUAUCACAGGUUCCGAUGACUGCACCCUCAAGAUGUACGACCUCCGUGCUGACCAGGAGGUCAAUGGCUACCAGGACGCUGCAUUGAAUGCUGGCGUCACGUCAGUCUCCCUCUCCAGCUCAGGACGCCUCAUCUUCGCUGGCUACGACAACUUUAACUGCAACAUCUGGGAUUCUCUGAAGGCCGAGAAAGUCGGUGAGUAAAAGUGUGAGAGAAAUGUGUGAGAGAGAGGGGAGAGGACUGAGGGGAUGGGUGAAAAGGAGUGGGUAGAGACAGAGACAAACAAAGAGAGAACAGUCAAUGUAAAGAGAGGGAGGCAGAAUAGGAGAUAGAUGGCAUGAGUGAAAAAUCUGCCGAUGUGCCCUUGAGCAAGGCACGUAACCCUAAUUGCUCCUGUAAGUCGCUCUGGAUAGGAGCAUCUGCUAAAUGACUAAAAUGUCAAUGUAAAUAAGUGGGUGGUUUAAACAGAGGCAAUAAAAGGGAGAAAACAUAUAGUCAAAGAAGUCUGGAUGAGAGGCAGUCAAUCAAAGAAACAUGGGUAAAAAGGGAAUAGAAACUAGAACUGCAUCAUUUGCAUCAGUGUGGAUGACUAUCUUCUUCUUCUUCUUCUCUCAUCUCUCUCUCUCUCUCUCUCUCUCUCUCUCUCUCUCUCUCUCUCUCUCUCUCUCUCUCUCUCUCUCUCUCUCUCUCUCAGGUGUUCUGUCUGGCCAUGACAACAGAGUGAGCUGCAUUGGGGUGCCAGACGAUGGAUUGGGUGUCUGCACAGGAUCCUGGGAUAGCUUCCUAAAGAUCUGGAACUGAGCUGAUCCUCCAGAGGCGACAUUGGGAAAGAGAGAG
Messenger RNA from Coregonus sp. 'balchen', 7314 nucleotides. NCBI's taxonomy places the organism in Eukaryota, Metazoa, Chordata, Actinopteri, Salmoniformes, Salmonidae. The record is from the annotation of a GenBank genome assembly.